UAAUCAAGGCCGCGCCUCAGCUACUCCGUCCAGUACGAAGGCUAGUCGGGCCGCUAUAAAUUCUUCUUAUCACACGAAACCAAAUCAAUUUUACACUGAAAAACUUCAAUCCAAUCCAAUUCAGAGUUGCCCGCAGACAGCCGAGGUCGAUCUUGGAUAGGACGAUUCCCUGAUAGUUUAUCAGCGAUGAAACGUCUGUUGUUUUUCCUUUUCUUGUACUCUGCCCUUGUUUGCGGUCAAGUCAGAGCGGCAUAAAGUUUAAUUAUGUAUGCUUAUAUAUACUAGUAAUCUAGUAUAAAGUGGUAUCCUGGGUUUAAGCGUAGACAAUCUAAAAGAGGAUUGUCUAUGGUUUAAGCUAGGCGCACACGACGCGAUUUUCGUCUAAAUCCUUGCGUGUGUGAUGUCAUUUUUAAGCGAUUUCAGUCGACAGACUGCAAUCGGAAAACAUCAAAACAGUUUGAUAUUUGCCAAUUAAAAUCGGUCGACUAAAAUCCUACGACAAAAAUCUCGUCUUGUAGCGAGGAUCGGUUUUGUUGAAUGUACGUUAAAACGAUGUUUUUUGGUAUAACCUUGAAGGGAAUUUAAUUUCUCGAAAUCGGGUGAAUUUGGCAAACAUUUGCGCAUGUCAUAGUAAAUUCUACGAAAAACCGCCUUUAUUCGCGCAUAUUCAACACAGGUGGUGUCAAGACGCGUCGUAUUUCAUCGCUUGUAAACAAUCGUCUUUAGACGGUUUAAGAAGCGAUGGAUCGUAUAUUAUUUUAUGGCGUUUUGGCGCUUAUAUUCCUUGCUAAAGAAUCACAUCACACACACUAUCCGACAAUCUUUUGGACUCCAACGAACUGCAAGUUCAAGCUAAACAAAUUUCCUGCAAAAGGUUAUUCAAUAAAUGUUAAAUACAUGAGCAACAUUAUAUUCAUGUGCCCUCAUAUUUCUAUCUGGGGAGAUGUGAGCAAUAUGAUGCCAGACAGAAGAAUGAUGCAUGAGAAUGUGUUGCUAGUGGAUAAGGAUAGUUAUGACACUUGCACUAUAAAGAAAGGAGCGAAGGUCAAAAAACUUUUAAUUUGUGAUGAAGACCCAAUGAGCAAAGAAGUAAAAUAUUCCUUGGAGACAAUUGCGAAAAAUCAGGCUGAUCCAGAAAAACAAUGUUAUGAAGAGGGACAGAAUUACUACUUCAUAUCCACUGCAAGUGGGUCAAUGGAAAGUUUAAACAAUACAGAAGGUGGCCAUUGUAAAACUCACCAUAUGAAACUACAUAUACAUGUUUGCAAUAACACUGAACCAUGCGAGUUUGUGAUGCCUGAGUGCCCAAGGAAUAAACCAGAAGGACAAGGGAACAAUAUAACCUCCACCAAAUCACCCAAGUGUAACAAUGAUACUGUGUCAUCACUUCGCCAGACUGGUGUGAAAGGAUGGUUCUCAGAUAACCGUCAUAAUGUUAUCUAUGCUGUGUUGGGAUUGUUUAUAUUAUUCCUUAUUGUUAUCAUAAUCUGGCUUGUUUAUUCUAAAAGGAGUUCUAAAGAUAUGCAAAAGAAUUCAGUUACUGAUGAAAGGGAAAGAAUUUGCAUCUAAAAAUUUAAUUUCUACAAUGUUUUGUAUACAAGUGUGCAAGCCAGGGGCAUAAAGCAGACUCAAAUAAUUGAGGGUCCUGGGUCCAACAGUCAGCACUUACAGAAUUGGUCUGAGUGAAAUGUGGGGAUCCAGAUUUUCCCUCUCCCCCUCUUGGCUAUGCUGCUGGAAUGAGCUGCAUUAGCUAGGUCACAUGGAUAAGGUUGUGGUUAGAACUAAGGUUAUAGUUUUGGUAACGAUCUAAACUUUAAGAUGCUAUGUAACGAGGAUGUAAAUAUAGAAAUCCUCUAAAAGUGGCAGAUCCAUAAAGUGUGUCUGGAUUGUGUCUUGGCCUGCAUUACAGAUGGUAGAGAGAAUACUGGAUGCAAAGUAGCUAGCUUCUGUACCAAACAUGAAUACCACCUGUAAUGCAGGCUAACACAUAACCUUGUGUGGUCAGAUGAAUGUCUAUGAGUAUUUUAAGCUUUUAUUUACUGUAAUUAAAUAAUUUGAGCUAUAUUACUGUAAUAUACUAUGAUAUAGUUUUGGUAAAUUUCACAUGGUUGAAGUCUUGAAGAUCAGAUACUUUUUGAAAGAAAGUUACACAGAUCAUUGUAAAACAAUCCAUGUUUUAAAAAUAUUUUA
This is a messenger RNA of Dendronephthya gigantea, 2190 nucleotides long. RefSeq names its product ephrin-B2-like. Gene Ontology annotation, cellular component: plasma membrane. The record is from RefSeq and is a predicted model, not a curated record. Gene Ontology annotation, molecular function: ephrin receptor binding. The transcript has 6 exons. Bases 742 to 1569 code for a protein of 275 amino acids. Lineage: Eukaryota; Metazoa; Cnidaria; Anthozoa; Malacalcyonacea; Nephtheidae. Gene Ontology annotation, biological process: ephrin receptor signaling pathway; axon guidance.